CCCGAGCUCAACUGAUAUCCCCUCUUCACCUAUUGCAAUUCCAGGACGAUCCAGAUGACUGGGCAACAACCUCUGUCACCCUGUGAGCUGCAGGUACUCAGAUCUGUAGGGACAACACCGGGCCCUCCCAGAAGCUGUGAAAUGGAACUGUUGACAUUCAAGGAUGUGUCUAUAGAGUUCUCUAUGGAUGAGUGGGCCUACCUGAACCCUGCUCAGCAGACUUUGUAUCGGGACGUCAUGUUGGAGAACUACGGACACCUGGUCUUCCUAGGUCUUACUCUGUCUAAGCCCGAGGUCAUUACCUGUCUGGAGCAAAGGAAAGAGCCCUGGAAGGUGAAGACACACCAGACAGUAGUCAAGCCCCCAGCUAUAUCUAACCAUCCUGACCAAGACCAUUUGCAAGAUUUGGACACAAAUACUUUAUUUCCAGAGAUAAUUCUGAGAAGAUAUCGAAGUUGUGUCCCUGAUAAUUUAAACUUAACAAAAGACUGGGCAAGUGUGUCUGAGUGUAAGCAGCAGAAAGUAUUGGACAGUGGACUUGACCAAUGUUUAACGGCUACCCAUACCAAAAUCUUCCAGUGUAGUAAAUGUUUGAAAGUCUUCACAAAAUUGUCAAAUGUAAGUAGACAUAAAAUGAUACAUACAAGAGGGAAAACAUUUCACUUUAUAACGUAUGGGAAAGCCUCUAAUCCAUGCUCACAUGUUACUAAACAUAAGAUAAUCCAUAUUGGAGAAAAACAGUACAAAUGUAGCAAAGUCUUCAAAUCUGACUCAAGCCUAUCUAAGCAUAAGAGACAUCAUAAUGGAGAGAAACUCUACAAGUGUGAAAAUGAUGGCAAAUGUCUUAAUCUCAGAUCGAAAUAUUGUAACGAUGAGAGUAUUGAUAGUGGAAGAAAACACUACAACUAUGAAGACUGUGACAAACUUACCAAGGAGUACUCACACCUUUCUGGAGAUAAAAGAAUUUGUUCUGGAGAGAAACCCUAUACAUGUCAAGAAUGUGGCAAAGCCUUUACUUUUAGGUCAUCCCUUACUAAACAUGAAAAAAUUCAUUCUAAAGAGAAACUCUACAAAUGUCAAGAAUGUGGCAAAGCCUUCAAUAAUAAUUCAGCCCUUACUAAACAUAAAAGAAUUCAUUCUGGAGAGAAACCCUACAAGUGUCAACAAUGUGACAAAGGAUUUAACUGGUACUCCCAACUUUCUCGGCAUCAAAGAAUUCAUUCUGGAGAGAAACCCUACAAAUGUCAACAAUGUGGCAAAGCCUUUAGUUACAAUUCAUCCCUUACUAAACAUAAAAGAAUUCAUUCUGGAGAGAAACCCUACAAGUGUCAACAAUGUGGCAAAGCCUUUCACCAUCACUCAAGCCUUUCUGUACAUCAAGUAAUUCAUUCUGGAGAGAAACCCUACAAAUGUCAACAGUGUGACAAAGCCUUUGCUUUGAAAUCAUACCUUACUAAUCAUGAAAGAAUUCAUUCUGGAGAGAAACCAUACAAAUGUCCAAAAUGUGGCAAAGCCUUUGCUUUUAGUUCAUCCCUUACUCUUCAUGAAAGAAAACACUCUGCAGAGAAACCCUACAAAUGUCAAGAAUGUGGCAAAGCCUUUAAACAGUAUGCACACUUUUCUGUACAUCAAAGAAUUCAUUCUGGAGAGAAUCCCUACAAGUGUCAACAAUGUGGUAAAGCCUUUAAUGUUAGUUCAACCCUCACUAAACAUCAAAGUAUUCAUUCUGGAGAGAAAUCCUACAAAUGUCAACAAUGUGGCAAAGCCUUCAAUAAUAAUUCAGCCCUUACUAAACAUAAAAGAUUUCAUUCUGGAGAGAAACCCUACAAAUGUCAACAAUGUGACAAAAGAUUUAUCUGGUACUCCCACCUUUCUGAGCAUCAAAUAAUUCAUUCUGGAGAGAAACCCUACAAAUGUCAACAAUGUGACAAAGGAUUUAACUGGUACUCCCACUUUUCUCAGCAUCAAAGAAUUCAUUCUGGAGAGAAACCCUACAAAUGUCAACAAUGUGGCAAAGCCUUUACUAAUAAUUCAUCCCUUACUAAACAUGAAAGAAUUCAUUCUGGAGAGAAACCCUACAAGUGUCAACAAUGUGGCAAAGCCUUUCACCAUCACUCAAGCCUUUCUGUACAUAAAAUAAUUCAUUCUGGAGAGAAACCCUACAAAUGUCAACAGUGUGACAAAGCCUUUGCUUUGAAAUCAUACCUUACUAAUCAUGAAAGAAUGCAUUCUGGAGAGAAACCAUACAAAUGUCAACAAUGUGGCAAAGCCUUUGCUUUUAGUUCAUCCCUUACUCUUCAUGAAAGAAAUCACUCUGCAGAGAAACCCUACAAAUGUCAAGAAUGUGGCAAAGCCUUUAACCGGUAUGAACACUUUUCUGUACAUCAAAGAAUUCAUUCUGGAGAGAAGCCCUACAAGUGUCAACAAUGUGGUAAAGCCUUUAAUGUUAGUUCAACCCUCACUGACCAUCAAAAAAUUCAUUCUGGAGAGAAAUCCUACAAAUGUCAACAAUGUGGCAAAGCCUUUAGGUGGUACUCAAACCUGUAUGUACAUCAAAGAAUUCAUUCUGGAGAGAAACCCUACAAAUGUCAACAAUGUGGCAAAGACUUUACUUGUAAGUCAUACCUUACUAAACAUGAAAGAAUUCAUUCUGGAGAGAAAUCCUAAAAUGUCAACAAUGUGGCCAAACCUUUAGGCAGUACUCACACCUUUCUAAACAUCAAAAAAUUUAUUCUGGAGAGAAACCCUACAAAUGUCAACAAUGUGGCAAAGCCUUUACUAAUAAUUCAUCCCUUACAAAACAUAA
Molecule: messenger RNA, 2806 nt
Organism: Nycticebus coucang (slow loris)
Lineage: Eukaryota; Metazoa; Chordata; Mammalia; Primates; Lorisidae
Product: zinc finger protein 724-like
Exons: 4
Coding region: 55-2667 (870 amino acids)
Biological process (GO): regulation of transcription by RNA polymerase II
Molecular function (GO): DNA-binding transcription factor activity; RNA polymerase II cis-regulatory region sequence-specific DNA binding
Source: RefSeq, a predicted model, not a curated record